CGUCGUCGUCGUCGUCGUCGUCGCCCAUCAUGGCCUUUGGCUGGGCAGAGAUUCGAUCUCUGCUCCUCGUCUUCGGCCCCAUCCUCCUCCCGAAAGUCAUCUCCGCCUACAAAUCCAUUCGCGAUGCCUCCCGCCAUAGAGCCCAACCCAUCGCCCCCCCGCCCCCCGUCGCUCGCGCGCUGGCCAUCCUGACGGGCGUCGUUCUCGUCUACCUCGCCAAGUCGCUGCCGCCGUUCGCGCCCGAGAACGUCUUCGCCCUCACGCAGUCUCGCCUGCAGAUCCCCGUCGACGUGCUCUUCAACCGCCUCUCCUCCCUCCGGCCCGAAGGCCUGCUGUCGGCCGCCGACGAGCGCCUCCGCGCCCGCUUCGUCAACCUCGAGUCCCGCCUGCUGUACCUCCACCUCGGCCCGGACACCCUCGCCGACUGCCCCUUCUGCAAGUCCGAGGACCCAAAGUCCUACUUCUACUACGCCCUGCCCGCCAUCAUCCUCCCGCACCUCGUCAACCUCAUCGUCCUCGCCGCCGUCACCUCCUCCGCCCUCACCGGUCGCGACGGCGCGCGGUGGCGGCCCUACGCGACCAUGGCCGCCGCCGCCCUCGCCUUCGCCGACGCCUGCCUCGUCAACUCGUACGACUACUCGGCCAACUCGACGGCCACGCGCCUCCAGGACCUCGACUUCUUCUACUGGAAGGCCCGCGCGCUGCGCCUCGUCGGCCUGGCCACCCUCGACGCCGGCAUCGGCGCGCUGCUGUUCCUGAGCGCCACCCGCCGCGCCUUCGUGCUGCCGCCCUCGGACGCCGAGCGCAUCGAGGCCGGCAACCGCGCGCUGAUGACGGUCAAGAGCAAGCUCAGCGCGCUGGGCAUCGUCAAGAACACCGCCCUCCGCGACGAGGAGCUGCGCGCCCGGAGCCAGGCCUACUGGCUGCGCGAGGGCCAGAUGGUGCGCGAGGCCAUGGAGGAGCGCGAGGUCGUCGAGAGCGUCAACGAUGCCCUCGAGAACCGCAUCAACAUCCGCCAGGUCACGGCCGACGCAGAGAUGUACACCGAGGGGGUCUUUAAGCUGCCCGGGGGGAUGGCCCAGGCGCAGUAGACUGGGUGUGCGUGUGCGUGUGUGUGUGUGUUAGUCGAUGGAACAGCAGCAUGUGUAGAGAGGUUCGAGCCAGCACCCGCUUUCCCAGGGUCCCCGGAAAGCAGAAUACGUGCAGUUAGGACCCCGGCUGGCUGAACCUCGUGGCCGUCCGGAGCGGGCAGACUCUCCGAGGCAGUCACAUAUGGGGGGGCGGCGGGGGAAUAUAUAGACAAAUGCGCCACAACCCGGAAUUGAAGACCACGUUUUUUUUUUCU
Messenger RNA from Colletotrichum navitas, 1345 nucleotides. RefSeq lists its product as uncharacterized. The record is from RefSeq and is a predicted model, not a curated record. Bases 30 to 1091 code for a protein of 353 amino acids. Lineage: Eukaryota; Fungi; Ascomycota; Sordariomycetes; Glomerellales; Glomerellaceae. The transcript is spliced from 2 exons.